This is a messenger RNA of Gadus macrocephalus (Pacific cod), 4144 nucleotides long. It is a transcript of the gene pcdh1a, whose product is annotated as protocadherin 1a. Bases 532 to 3807 code for a protein of 1091 amino acids. Gene Ontology annotation, molecular function: calcium ion binding. Gene Ontology annotation, cellular component: plasma membrane. The record is from RefSeq and is a predicted model, not a curated record. The transcript has 3 exons. Lineage: Eukaryota; Metazoa; Chordata; Actinopteri; Gadiformes; Gadidae. Gene Ontology annotation, biological process: homophilic cell-cell adhesion.
UUUGCGUCGUAAGCACUCAGAGAGGAUCCAACAUCUGGACAAAAGAGAUAUUAAUUAGGGCCUUCAGACUGAAAUGAAACCCUGCGUGGCAAUUGUUAUCAUUUUCCAUUUUUUUCUAUUCAUCGAAAAUGAAGCACUUCGGGAAGUUUGUUAAUUAUGGAAUAUUUCAUUGCGGACAAUGUUGCGCAUGUUUAAUUUCACAGUAUUUGCGGUGACAAUGGAAACAACAAGAAGCAGAGACAAAGUGAACCCGUCUUAACCACACGGUUUACAACUAGUUUAUAGGAGCAGUCCUUGUAAGGGUCUUCCCUUAGAAUGUCGCAAACACAUAAAAGAAGCAUAGAGAAAGUCCUAAAGAUGGGAGGAAAUCCUUAAACAAAAGAAAAGAGUGGAUUAAACACAAUUUAGGAAGACAUUUAAAUAAAGAACAAAAGGGGAAAAUAAAGAGGUGAGAAAGAAUAACGAUGAUUAAACAAGCUGUAACCGUCCCCUCUGUGUCUCCCAGGUGGCCCGUCUCCUGAGCCCCUGGAUAUGAAUACUAAAGCGACCGUGCUCUGGGCCCUGCUCGUGCUGCACUGCGGCCCCACCGGGGGCAGCAUCCUGUACCGGGUGCAGGAGGAGCAGCCCCCCAACACCCUGAUCGGCAGCCUGGCGGCCGACCAGGGGCUGCCCGACUCGGGCCACCUCUACAAGCUGGAGGUGGGCGCCCCGUACCUGCGCGUGGACGGCAAGACCGGGGACAUCUUCACCACCGAGGUCCCCGUCGACCGCGAGACCCUGCGGGACUGCCGCGCCCAGGUGAAGGGAAAGCCCUGCUACCUGGAGUUCGAGGUGUCGGUGACGGACCUCAUCCAGAACCAGAGUCCCCGGCUCAUCGAGGGCCGCAUCGAGGUGCAGGACAUCAACGACAACACGCCGCAGUUCCCCUCCUCGGUGCUCACCAUCUCCGUGCCCGAGAACACGCACAUGGGCGCGCUCUUCUCCAUCCCUGUGGCGACCGACAAGGACUCGGAGCGCAACGGCGUGGCGGACUACGCGCUGGCGGCCGGGCCGGACGCCACCACGCUGUUCGGCCUGCAGGUGGCGGAGGACCGCGGGGAGAAGCUGCCCCAGCUCAUCGUGCUGGGGAUGCUGGACCGCGAGGUCAAGGACUCGUACGACCUGACCAUCAAGGCGGUGGACGGGGGCCACCCCCAGCGCUACAGCAGCGCCCUGCUCCGGGUGGUGGUCACCGACGCCAACGACAACUCGCCCAAGUUCGAGAAGUCCGCGUACGACGCGGAGGUGCAGGAGAACAGCCCGGUGGGACACUCGGUUCUGCAGGUCAAAGCCAACGACUACGACAUGGGCCCCAACGGGGAGAUCGAGUACACCCUCCACCAGGCCCUGGACCCCGUUCCCAAGCUGCUCCGCAUCGACCGCUCCACCGGCAUCAUCUACGUGAAGGGCGCCCUGGACCGCGAGGAGGUGGACAGCCUGACCUUCUACGUGGUGGCCCGGGACCGGGGGCCGCAGCCCAAGAGCUCCAAGACCUUCGUGACCAUCGGGGUGACGGACCAGAACGACAACGCGCCCGCCGUGGAGAUCCGGGGCAUCGGCCUGGUCACGCACAGCGAGGGCGUGGCCAACAUCUCGGAGGACAUGCCGGUGGGCACGGCGGUGGCGCUGGUGCAGGUGUCGGACCGCGACGAGGGGGAGAACGCGGUGGUCACCUGCGUGGUGGCGGGCGACGUGCCCUUCCAGCUGCGGCCCGCCAGCGACUCGUCCAGCGACAACAAGAGGAAGUACUUCCUGCAGACGACCACGCCGCUGGACUACGAGCGGGUCCGGGACUAUCGGGUGGAGAUCGUGGCGGUGGACUCGGGGAACCCGGCGCUGUCCAGCACCAACUCGCUGAAGGUGCAGGUGACGGACGUCAACGACAACUCGCCCAUCUUCUCGCCCGCGCUGUUCGAGGUGGACUUCGCCGAGGAGAACCAGCCGGGCGAGCGGGUUCUGAACGUCGUCGCCGCCGACGCCGACAGCGGUACGAACGCGGAGCUGGUCUACAGCAUCGUGGCCGACGCGUCCAUCAAGGGCCUGUUCGAGAUCGACGCCGGCUCCGGGGAGGUGCGAGCCCGGAGCCCCCUGGACCGGGAGCAGCGGGAGCGCUACGAGUUCCGGGUCACGGCGGCGGAUAAGGGGUCGACGAGCCACCGAGGCACCGCCACCGUGGUGAUACGAGUCCUCGACCGCAACGACAACGACCCCAAGUUCAUGCUGAGCGGCUACAGCUUCUCCGUGCUGGAGAACAUGCCGCCGCUCAGCCCCGUCGGCAUGGUGACGGUCAUGGACGUGGACAAAGGCGAGAACGCCCACGUCCACCUCUCGGUCGAACCCGACGGAGGGAAGUUCGUGGUGCAGAACGGCACCGGCACCAUCCUCUCCAGCAUCUCCUUCGACCGGGAGAGGGAGGGCAGCUACACCUUCCGGCUGAAGGCGGUGGACGGGGGCGACCCGCCCCGGUCCUCGUACGUGGGCGUGACCAUCAACGUGCUGGACGAGAACGACAACGACCCCGUGGUCACCAAGCCCGCCAACUACUCCUUCAAGAGGCUGUCACCGCUGGCGACCCCGGACAGCCACGUGGAGGUGGUGGAGGCGGAGGACCUGGACAGCGGGCCCAACGCCGAGCUCAGCUUCAGCAUCACCGGGGGCAACCCCUACCAGCUGUUCCGCAUCUCCCCCACCAGCGGGGAGAUCACCCUGGCCAAGGAGCUGACCAGGAAGCACGGCGGGCUCCACCGCCUCGUGGUGCGCGUCAGCGACCGCGGGAAGCCGGCGCGCCACACCACCGCCCUGGUGCACAUCUACGUCAACGAGACCAUCUCCAACGUCACCAUGGUGGAGACGCUGGUGGGCCACAGCAUCUACACCCCGCUGGACCGCGACAUCGCCGGCGACCCCGACAACGGCCUCGCCGCGCAGCGCGGCAACAUCCUGUUCGGCAGCCUGGCGGGCGUCGCGGGCGUGGUCAUGCUCAUCCUGGCGGUGGUGUUCAUCCGCCACCGCAUCCACCGCGACACCAAGAGCGGCUACCAGGCCGGCAAGAAGGAGUCCAAGGACCUGUACGCACCCAACAAGCAGGUGCCCAAGAACGGCAAGGGCAAGCGCGGCAAGAAGGGCAAGCCGUCCAAGUCGCCCAAACCCCUGGGCGAGGAGGAGGAGGUCAGCCUGCAGAAGAGCCACAAGUUCAACCUGGACGGGGUGGGCGACAGCCCCCGCAUCCACCUGCCCCUCACCUACUCCCCCGGCAGCCCCGACAUCGGCCGGCACUACCGCUCCAACUCGCCGCUGCCGUCCAUCCAGCUGCAGGCGCAGUCGCCGUCGGCCUCCCAGAAGCACCAGGCGGUGCAGGACCUGCCCGCCACCAACACCUUCGUGGGCACGGGCGGAGACGACAACUCCACGGGCUCGGAGCACUACUCUGACUACAGCUACAAGACGGGCCAGUCAAAGUACAGCACCAAGCAGCACCCCCACCGGCGGGUCACCUUCUCCACCUCCCAGCCGGUGCAGCAGGACCUGCAGGACGCCUCCCACAGCUUCUACGACAGCGGCCUGGACGAGUCGGAGACCCCCAGCAGCAAGUCCUCCUCGGGGGGGCCCCGCCUGGGGCCCCUCACUCUGCCGGAGGAGCACUACGAGCGGACCACCCCCGACGGCAGCAUCGGAGAGACCGAGCACCCUGAGAACGGUAGGCCUGAGACUCCGCCCCCUCCCGCUCCUCUCCUCCUCCCCAUCCUUCAGUCACCAUGGGAACGGUAGGCUUGAGACUCGGCCCCUUCUCCCCAUCCUUCAGUCACCAUGGGAACGGUAGGCUUGAGAGUCCGCCCCUUCUCCCCAUCCUUCAGUCACCAUGGGAACGGUAGGCCUGAGACUCCGCCCCCUCCCUCUCCUCCCCAUCCUUCAAUCACCAUGGGAACGGUAGGGCUGAGACCUGGUCUGGGUGUGUUAGUGAGCCGGUGUGGACCGGUUCCUGCUCCCCUCGCUGGGUGCUCCAUGAUGAGUCUGUCGCCGUCGUCGUCUGUCAUCAGUGGGUCACCAGAGGCCUCUGUCCACUCCAGAGGGUCAGUGAACUGGUCCUUCAGAGACACCCUGCCAG